Messenger RNA from Trichomonas vaginalis G3, 1482 nucleotides. Its product is annotated as DNA replication. Gene Ontology annotation, cellular component: FACT complex. The record is from RefSeq and is a predicted model, not a curated record. The transcript has a single exon. Bases 1 to 1482 code for a protein of 493 amino acids. NCBI's taxonomy places the organism in Eukaryota, Parabasalia, Trichomonadida, Trichomonadidae. Gene Ontology annotation, molecular function: histone binding; nucleosome binding.
AUGUCGCAGAAGUUCGAGAAUGUUAUCAUGAAUUCUCAGAAAUCCAGAGUGGAGAUCGAUGGAGGAAAGAUGGUUAUUACCCCUGACAAAGGAAAAACAGUAACCAUCGAAAAAGGCGAAAUUGAUCAUGCAGACUGGUCACAAAUCUCUAGGGAUUUCUAUUGCCUUUAUCUUAUGGUCGGUGAGAGGUUCUACUCCAUUUCUAAAUUCCAAAUCGGCGAUAAAUCCAAGCUUUUUGCCGCAUUGAAAAACCAACUUGAUGUUGAGGCUAACGAAGAAGACCUUUCUAUUUCUGGCUUAAAUGAAGGUGUUUUCUUCCACGACAAACAUACUUUUGGCAUCAAGGAUGACGGAAAACCAGUUAUUAAAGUUCCAUAUAAAACAAUUUCAAACGUCCAGUCAUCUAAAAACGAUUUCUUCGUUCAGAUCUUACAGGAAGGCAGAAUAGAAGGUCACCAACUUGAAAAUGUUCGUAUUUUCGUUCCACAAAACGGUGCCGAAAAAGUCCAAGAUAUUGUUGCAAACAUUCGUGGAUACAUGAAACAACAUACAGCAUCCGAAAACUACUUCGCACAAAUUAACGAUCUUACCCUCAAACAACCAAGUGGAAACGCUGAUUUCAGGUAUUGUGAAGAUAAUCUUUUCAUUCAAUUCCAGGAAGUCAAUUUCCAAAUCAAAUACUCAAACAUUCGUCUUAUCCAUCGUUUCUCCAUCCCAGAUUCCAAGAACGAAUACGUUUUGAUUACUCUUUCCCAUCCUUUCAGAAGAGGCCGUACAGAUUACGAUAACAUCGUCGUUCAGACAUCUGAUGAUGAAGUCGCUAAGAUUCUCAACAUUCCAGACUCAACAAUGAAAGAAUCCGAAGCCAUUGUUAAAUUCUUCGAACAAUACGCCAACAAGAAAGAAGUUGAGCAUGAUAACUUCUUCCUUUCAUCCGAUGGAACCAACGCCAUCUUCGGUAGCUGGAAAGGUAACCAAAAUUACUUAUUUAUUACAAAUUCUCACUUUGUCAUUCUUCCAAAGAGCAAAGUCAUUCCAUUCGAUGCAGUACGUCACGUAGAAUUCACUCGUAUCGACGCUGAUACAAUGCGUAACAACAAAUUCUUCGAUCUUGCAAUUACAGAGACUGGCAGCAACAAACCAAUCGAUUUCAUGAAUAUCCCACACAAGGAGUUCGUACUCCUCCUCAAUUUCUUCAAGAAGGCCGGUCUUACAAUUCAUAACUACAAUUUAGCAGAAGAUUUCGCUACAAUCAUUUCCCGCGAUAGAGGAGAGGGCAGAGGAUCACGUCUCGCUGCCGAUAUCAAGAUUCGUGAAGAAGCCAAGGAGAUGAACAAAAUCUCUGACUCUGACGAAGAAGAAGAUGAAGACUUCAACCCUGAUAAGAAGGAAUCAUCAAGCGAUAAUGAGGAAGAAGAGGUCGCUGCGGAAAAGAGUGACGAUGACGAAGCUCCUGCUGAGGAACCAGCUGAAUCAGAAUAA